Messenger RNA from Phalaenopsis equestris, 385 nucleotides. Its product is annotated as 4-coumarate--CoA ligase 1-like. The record is from RefSeq and is a predicted model, not a curated record. Lineage: Eukaryota; Viridiplantae; Streptophyta; Magnoliopsida; Asparagales; Orchidaceae. Gene Ontology annotation, molecular function: CoA-ligase activity.
GUUAAGGGAUGAUUUAUGUGGAGAGCUUCCAGUGGCAUUUGUAGUGCUAUCAAAUGGCCAUGAAGUCACAGAGGACGAGAUAAAACAAUAUGUUUCCAAGCAGGUGGUUUUCUAUAAGAGGAUACAUAAGGUUUUCUUUGUAGAGGUUAUCCCAAAAUCGCCAUCUGGCAAGAUCUUAAGGAAGGAUCUGAGGGCGCGGUUGGAAGAGGUUGCCCUGCAUAAUCGAGCACUGUGAUGCUAAUCUAGUUGUCAGUUUGAUAUGUGCUUGAAUUUUCUUUGAUAUACAUGUGAAUGUGUGGAGGGAGAAAGGAGUCAACUUCUUAUUUGAAAUUUGGAAUUGAUUAGGGUGUACUUGCACAUAAUGAAAAUCUAAAUAACUUUUAAA